AUGCCCAAAGUCACGUCCAGCUGCGAGUUGAUGGACAAUGCGUUCCCCGCAGGCGAAGUCAAACUCAAAGGCGACUUUUUCGUCGCCCAAGAUGAAGCAGGCGAGAACAUGAUAUUCUCGAUCGACGAUGACGGCGCGCUUCAAUUGAUUCUCAGAGAUGAAAUGGGAGAUAACGACAUUGUUCAUCUAAGCUCCAAGUUCGGAGUGGCCGCCACUCAAGUUGUCACCGCUUUGGCCGUAAACCAAGACAUAGACGGCACUAUCCAUCUUGUCUUCGCCGCCAACCAGAAAGAUGGCUCUAGCAAGCUAUAUGUUGUUGAGCCCAUGGCAGCGAAGAGGCAGGACUGGAACACGACUGAAAGCCUGACCGGUCGAUUGUACUCGGGCGAGCAGUGGGCUAUAAACAUUCGAGAAUUCCUCAUUGGAUCAAGCAAUGACAAGAAGAACUCAUACCCGUGCUUCUAUAUGACGUUUAAUCACAUCGAUAAGACAACUGGAGAUGUAUGGGCAGUGUGCGUCGACCCCGCUACUCGUCAAUGGUCUCGACAAAAGACAUUCGAGCUGCCAACCAACGCAAUCAAAGUCCUUGACAAAUGCCCUGCCAACAUACCCCUUCAUCGCGGACUCUUCGUUCUAUACGAGGAAAGCGACUCACUGCAGCUCAAGUUUGUUGGAUUCAACCCAAUCAAAGAAAAUCCCACACUGCGAAGCUUUCCCCAGCCAGUACCCAAGGGCGCUACGGCGUUGGCCUCUUUCGAGAGCCACUCAGGCUUCACAGAUCUUCUGGUCUCUGGCGCCGAUGGUUUAAGCUACAGAACUGCACAGCAGGUAUUCCAAGUCGACAAGACUCCCUUCACGAUUCUCAGCUCUGACCCCGCGUUUCAUAAUGCUACACAAAUGCAGGUUGCUCAGACAAAAGAUCAUCUGUCGAUCUGGACUUUAAGCCCCGAGAAGGCUUUGUCAUAUCAAGAGUUCUCAGUACCAGAAAAGGGGCAGCUACCUACUGAAGUUUCACCUGCCAUACCACUUUUGGACAAGGUGGGAAAAGAUGGUAGAUUUGCUUGUUUGAGGAACCCGAAGCUGGGACAAAGACUUUUCUUUGUUGAUGACACUGGCUCUAUCAGGGUGUUUGAGCAGAGUAUUGAGAGUGGAUUGUGGCAGCAACCCACGGAAGUCUCUAUUCCCCAUUCUGACAAGAUGAUUGAGUUCUCUUCGCAUACUAUCCUUGUCACUGUCGAAGAGAAUGACGGCACACCGAUGACUCUAGAGCCCUUACUUCUGUCCAGCUCGAUUUCGGUGGAGUGUCUCGUCAAUGGUGUCUGGAUUCGUACGUCGCCCACGGACAAAAAAGAAGUAUCUACUGAUGCAUCGGGUCAACUGACCGUCAUCAUCCGAAGCGAAGGUCUUAGUACACCAGUUAUAACCCUAACUAGUGGAACUCCAGGCAAGAAGAUCUUCUCAGGCGGUAGGCUAGAGAUUGACCCUAUGCAGAAGCUCUGGUCUACCAUCGGAAAGAUCUCAUCGGCUCAGGACCUCAGGAACAUGAAGCUCCCUGAUGGAUCCAGCUUUGUGCGAGAAGGCCUUUCUGAGAAAGAACUUGAAGAGGCUGCAAAGACGCUUUUACAUUUACACAAGGUGAAAAGCGAGAUGGCUGAUGAUGAGGCAAACGGCAUCUUCACUUUGAUGAGGCAAGGCUUUCAAACUAUCGCGCAUCGUGCUUGGGGAGCUAUCAAGAGCAUCAGUGAUAAGAUCAAAGAAGUCGUGGAAAGCGGCGUCAACAAGGUGAUGGAGGUAGUCGACAUUGCUGUAAAGAAAGUCAAAGAAGCCUGGAACUUUGUCGUCGAGGUGAAGGAUAAGGUAUGGAACUUUGUCCUCGAAACCGCAUCUCAGGUCGCAGCAGCUAUGCAAACCGUCCUGGACACCGUUGUGAAAGGUUGGGAAUAUAUCAAGGAAAAGCUUGGGUUCAUCUUUAACUGGGGCGAUAUCGUCAAGACCAAGAACAUGAUCGCCAACAUGACGACUCAGGGUAUACUGCUUCUGGCAGAUGGUACACCCUACAUUGAGAUCAAGGCUCAUGCUUUCUUCGACAAGAUGCGGGCCAAGAUCAAAGAGCUCAAGGACAGCAAGCUACCCCCUGGCUUCAACGAUCUCAAAGCUGGUAAGAAUGAGGAGAUGCGGAAGAAAGCAAGGGAAAAGGAUGGUGCCAAGGACGAGAUCAACAAGGCGGACAAGGAUACCAAAACGCCACAAGCGCAGUAUGGCUCCUAUCAUUUAAAGCACAGUCGAGGCAACGAAGCAAAGAAGAGCACGCCUUUCGAUCGUAUUCUUGACAGGCUCAGCGAUGUCAUGGAAGAAGCAGGACAGCUCGCUUCUCGGCUAUGGGACAACAUCAAGGAUCUCAUCGACCUUCAUGGCGAAGUAUCCAUCGGCACUCUUUUGACGAAGCUAGGCUUUGAACUUCUAGAGGAUAUCCUUGAUGUGGUGGAGAGCAUGCUGAUGGCAUUUCUGGGGAACGUCAGCGACUUGCUCGUGUUGAUUGCUGACAAGAUCAAUGAGACCAUCAAGAUCCCAGUUCUGAGCGCUUUGUACAGGAAAGUCAGUGGAGGGGCUGAGCUUACACUUCUCGAUGCGAUCAGCCUGGUCAUCGCAAUCCCAGCUACUAUUGUGUUCAAGGUUGUGAAUGGGGAGAGUCCAUCUAAGAUGGAGGGCGCGGAAUGGCUUACCAAGCCUAAUGCUCUGCGUGGGAAACUUCGUGCACGGAUGGCUGGUCUCAUCAGUGAUUCUAUCGAGGCUUCAUAUGCGCCUGUCAUUACCAAGAGAGCCGUGGCCAUUCCUAUCAACCAGGACAACGACACAAGCUCCGCUGAGAAGCUCGUCAAUAGGAACUCCGACUUGGGUCCUGUUGUUGGAGCGCUACAAGCCCAAACCUUUUCGAUCGCACCGUCAGAUCACGAGAGCGACGAGGAAGACAGACGAAAAAACCAGAUGGAGAAGGGCUACAGGGAAUACCGCGAGACAGCUCACCCCAUCAUACGUCUGUUGCAAUCAGAACUGCCCUCCACUUCAAUUCUCGACUACACAUUCAUUAUAUGGCCGACCCUGUUAGAUCCAGUGUCAAGCCGUUCAAGCCGUAACUUCUUGUCAUCCUUAGCGUCACUGCUCAGAUGGAUCUGUUCCGUAGAUCGCUUCGUGACAUUUCAAAACAAAAACAUCUUAUCAGCAGAUACAGACACACCCGGCUUCCUUCCCAAAUUCGCUCUCUGGAUCGCCAGUGGUAUUCCAAUUCUCGGCUCGUUUAUCCACAAGAAGCUCGGCCACUGUCUUGGUGUCAUCUCUGGGUGUGUCCAGGUACUCCUGCUUUAUUAUGAGCAGUGGGAAGUGUACAUGCACUAUAACGAGUACUCGCUUUAUCUAGCUCUCGAGGAAUGGCUGAUCACCGUCGCGAAACUUGUUCAUUACAGUGCAGGGUGGAGUCAGAAUCGAGCUACUGCCAAGGUGGCACUGGUGUUGUGUGAUGCUGGGAUGGCAAUGGCGAUGGCGAGAUCAAUUGCUGAAGGGAUGGGGAAAACGAAGCGCCUUUAUUCUGGGGUAAACCCUUGUCCGUGA
Molecule: messenger RNA, 3606 nt
Organism: Fusarium subglutinans
Lineage: Eukaryota; Fungi; Ascomycota; Sordariomycetes; Hypocreales; Nectriaceae
Exons: 2
Coding region: 1-3606 (1201 amino acids)
Source: RefSeq, a predicted model, not a curated record